This is a messenger RNA of Ostrea edulis (European flat oyster), 2627 nucleotides long. RefSeq lists its product as uncharacterized. Lineage: Eukaryota; Metazoa; Mollusca; Bivalvia; Ostreida; Ostreidae. Gene Ontology annotation, biological process: DNA recombination; DNA integration. Gene Ontology annotation, molecular function: DNA binding. Bases 310 to 1644 code for a protein of 444 amino acids. The transcript is spliced from 3 exons. The record is from RefSeq and is a predicted model, not a curated record.
UUUAUGUAAUAAAUGAUUUUAUGCUGACAACUGUACGUACCAUAUGAUUGUUUACCCAUGGUGAACCUCAAUUAUUUACCAAUACAGAACCCCGUAUGUUACCCCUUAGCGAUACUUCAUUUUGAUUGGCUAAAAGAUAGCGUCCCUUUUGUGAAAGAUAAUCCUGAUAGAAGUCGAAGAUCACAGAGAAUAUUUUUAUUGCAAAAGUUUUGUUUUCGCCGAUUUAUUACGGUUUAAGAGUUGCUGCAUCGUUUGAGGUUUGCAGUUCUACGCUAUGUGAGCGGAACAGGACUUCUACAGAUCUUAAUCAUGGGCCCAAAGAAGAAGUCUGCUGGCACUGAGCCUCCAGCUAAGCGGAGAAGGACUGCGCAAAAUGGCAAUGCUACAAACAUUCUAAGUGCAAGUGACACUACAAAUAGUGAUAUAAUUCAAUCCUUAACUAAAAACAUUACAAGUAAUAUUAUGGCAGAAUUACAGAAGGUCGGAGUUCUUCCUACACAGAAUCCACAAGUGGAGCAAGCAGGAGGUCCAGAUCAAGACAAGCAGCAACGAUUUGAAAGAAAUACCAGUGGUACAAUGCUGGAAGGUGAACAGAUACCUGCAUCAGCAGUUUUGGAUUUGGAAAGACAGCUACCAAAUACACAGGGUUCAAGAGUUUCAGGAGCUGGCACCACAUACUCAACCAGAACCAUCAGUGGUACCAGAAGCUCUGAUGCCUCAAAACUUUUGGAAUACAUUGCGCAACUUACAAAAGCAGCCAUAGCACCAUCCACUAAGGCUACGUAUAAUAGAGCUUGGAGGACGCUACUGUCUUUUUGUAGUAAAUAUGGAAUGUCUUGUGAACUACCCCUGAGCACUUCGCUGGUGGCUCUCUUUGUAGCUCAACUUUUCUCUGACUCUUUUUCCCCUAGGUCCAUUUCAACAUAUUUAUCAGCCCUUGCUUAUGUUCACAAAGUGCUAAAUUACCAAGACCCAACGCAAGCAUUUGUUAUACAGAAAUUAGUUGCAGGGGCAUAUCGUUUGGGCAAUACCUUUGAUAUACGUUUACCCAUCACACCUCAUAUUUUAAACAAUCUGCUUUCGUGUAUACCACAAGUCAUUCAUGAGGAAUACAAAAGAAAAAUGUUUCGAGCUAUGUUCUUAUUUGCAUUUUCUGCAUUUGCACGCAUUGGGGAAAUAGUAAGUUCAGAUGGACAUACAGAUGAUGUCAUUCAGCUUUCAGAUGUUACUUUCACUCGGGGGGCAGAAAAAUUUAAUCAGGUCAAUGUCUGCUUUAGGAAGUUUAAACAUAAUUCUUCAGGUCAGCCUAAGUACAUUUCAUUCUCACAUGGACCAUGCCAAAUUUCUGCCAUCGAUUCCCUUGUUCAGUAUUUGAAUGUUAGGAAAAACAAUGAAGGUCCACUUUUCAUUUUAAAUGGGGGUUUACAGCUGACAAGGAGUGUAAUUAAUAAGACCCUACAAAAAUGUUUGCUUUGCUGUGGCUUGGAUAGUACACGUUACAAAGGUCACAGUUUUAGGAUAGGUGCUGCUACGGUGGCUGCACAGAAUGGUUGCACAGAUGCGCAAAUUAGAUCAGUGGGACGCUGGCAUUCAAAUGCAUUUCAGAAAUAUAUCCGAUCAAAUAACAUACCUAGCAAUAAGUAAUAGUAAAUUUUGUCAGAACCCUUGUUUGGCCUAGGAUUGUGUAUACCUGCUGGGGCCGGUAUAUGCAUUGGUACAAUAUGACACUUCUAUUUAACCAUGUUACUAGCUUGGGCCAGUAACUAGUGCAGUUUUCAUGUACGGAUUAACAUUCUUUUACGUAUUACCUGCUGGGGCCGGUAAUGCAGUUGAAGUUCAUUAUAUGUAUAUCAUCAUACUGUUGAAUUAUGUUUUGAGUUAUGAUCUUUUAAGAGUUAACCUGCUUGAACUGGUAAUAUUAUUGAAAUUAAAUUGUAUGUACAUAUCAAAGGUUCGCAUGUUAUCUGCUGGGGCCGGUAACAUUAUUUUUCUUAAGAUUAGUUUAAAAUACAUGUACAUUUUAUAUUAUAUCACAAUAGCCAAGAUCUUUGGUACAAUUUGCUUUUUACCGGAUAAGGUUAUGGAUAGUUUUUAGGUUUCUUCUAACUUGUUAAUGGAUGAUGUGCUGGCAAUGGCUUUGGUGGGGUCGUUUCAAAGACCAUGAUUGGCAUGAUCUUUUCAACUUGUGGGUAAUGGACCCCACCUUUGCCCAUUAUUGGAUUGUUGUUAAAUAUUAACAAUAUAACUUCUUAUUUGUUAGUCCCAUAUACAUGUUACCUUGAUUAUUAUUUGUUUUCUUGACUUACAUGGAAUGCCAGUAAUAGAUAUGUAUUUUAUAUGUGUAAAUUUUACUUCGGUCUGUCAGUUUUUCUGGAAAAAUUCAGGGUAAUUGUAAAUUUAAGUAUGUCCAUUGUCUAAAGAGAAAGUAAGCUUUUGUAUAUUUAUGUUUUGAAUUGCUCGAGUGCAAUUUUGUUAUUUCUUUUGUAUUUGUUUUAUUCACAUGUGUAUUGGAUAGUUGCAUGUAGUCCUAGGAAUAUUUUUUGGUAGUUAUUUUUUCUAUUUGUUCCAAUUACAUGUUUGAAUUGUUGAUCAAGAUUUAUUUGAUCAAUAAAUUUCUUUUCAACAUA